This is a messenger RNA of Triticum urartu, 1482 nucleotides long. RefSeq names its product putative methyltransferase At1g29790. Lineage: Eukaryota; Viridiplantae; Streptophyta; Magnoliopsida; Poales; Poaceae. The record is from RefSeq and is a predicted model, not a curated record. Gene Ontology annotation, molecular function: S-adenosylmethionine-dependent methyltransferase activity.
CCGACAGCACAGCACCGACACAAAUCUCCUCUCACGCACUCACACACACCGGCACCACUCUGCCACUCGCUCUCGCGGAGUGAAGGCACGGGAAAGAGGGGAAAGGGGAUCGGAUCGGCCGGAGAUGAGGAAGACGGCGGUGGGCUCCGCCUCCGCGGGUGCAGGCUGGCCGUGCGGUCUGAACCUCAACGUGGUGUUCCUGCUCUCCAUGGUGGCCACCAACCUGCUCUCCCUCUACCACCUCUCCAUCCGCGCCUCCCCCACCACGCCGGCGCUCCAAUCCGGCUCCGACUUCGAGCAGCAGCAGGUGCUCCAGCAGCUCAGCGCCAUCCGCGCCACCGUCUCCCACCUCCGGUCCGCCACCCCUCCCCCGCCCCCCGAGCUCGUCCUCUACUCCCGCCUCGCCCCCGUCGCCUCCGCCUGCUCCGCGCACCCCGACCUCCUCCACCGCUUCAUGUCCUACGUCCCCUUCGCCGCCUGCCCCGACGACGUCCACACCCUCGCCGAGCCUCUCAUCCUCCGCGGCUGCCACCCGCUCCCCAGGCGCCGCUGCUUCUCCCCGACCCCCGACGCCGGAUCCGUCCAGCUCCCCACCGACCCCUUCGCGCCGCUCCCCGACUCCGCCGUGCGCUGGCCGACGGACGCGAAGAAAUGCAGGUCCUUCUCUUGCCUGCCGGCGUCGCUCGGGUUCGACGUGGCGCGGACGGAGGCCGGCAAGUUCCUCCGGGCGCUGGGGCCUCUGGACCUGACGGUGCCGCAGCUGCUGCGUCUGGCGUCGAUGAGCCGCGCGGGGCCCAUUCGGCUGGGGCUGGACGUUGGCGGCGGCACGGGGACGCUGGCGGCGCGGCUGAAGCGGGCGGCGAACGCGACGGUGCUGACGACGACCAUGGACCUGGGCGCGCCCUACUCGGAGGCCGCGGCGGCGCGCGGGGUGGUGCCGUUGCACGCGCCGCUGCAGCAGCGGUUCCCCGUGGGGGACGGGACGAUGGACCUGGUGCGGGCGGGCCACGCGGUGAACCGGUGGAUCCCGGAGCCGGCGCUGGAGUUCCUGUGGUACGACGCGGACCGGGUGCUGCGGCCGGGCGGGCUGCUCUGGGUGGACCACCUCUGGUGCCGGAAGGGCGACCUCGACGGCGUGUACGCCGCCAUGCUGCGGAGGCUGGGCUACAAGACCAUCAAGUGGGCCGUCGCCGACAAGACCGGCAUUGGCGCCAAGGACGAGCUCGUCUACCUCACCGCGCUGCUGCAGAAGCCAUUCUAGCCAGGCUGCAGAUGUGGACACAUGCUUAUCUGAUCUCUGCAAGUGUUGGGAGCUUUUGUGAUUCAUCCAUGGUCGCACGUUCACGUUCCUUCCCACUCAAGUUCCAUAUGCUGUCGAUGUGCAAGCAACGAUUUGCAAAAUGCAGUGAUGUGCAGGGAGGUUGGAAACAGUUACGUACCAUUCAUUUUUAAGAGAUCUUUCAACGAGCCGACGAUUUCCGA